This is a messenger RNA of Rotaria sp. Silwood2, 402 nucleotides long. The record is from the annotation of a GenBank genome assembly. Lineage: Eukaryota; Metazoa; Rotifera; Eurotatoria; Philodinida; Philodinidae.
AUGGAUAAUUUACCAUCAAUUGGUGAUCGUAAUACACAAACAAUUGUAUGUUCAUUUUGUGAUGAUAUUAUACUUCGUCCACAAACAGCUAUUUUAACCAAUAAACCAACAUUAUUACCACAAAUGAAUAUUGAAAAAACUCCGUCAUUAGAUACAGAAAAUAAUCGUUUAUCAAUCAAUGGUAAUGAUCAUAUAUGUGAUUCAUUAGAAACAUUUUGGCUUGUAUCGGAUAUGUUUACAUUUGAAAAUGUUGGCUUUUCAAAUACAGUUAAUAAUCAAACAAAAUAUCUUGUUUGUGCUAAUUGUGAACGUGGUCCAAUAGGUUUUUCUCCGAUAAAUCCAUUAACUAGACAAUUAGAAAAAGAAUUUUAUGUUGCUAUUGAUAGAAUUAAAUAUAAAUAA